CUCGUGUUGAAGAUGAGAAGAAACAAAGAGGCUACACUUCAGCUUUUAUAAACUCUAGAGAGAUUAUUUAGCGAACACGACACAACUCCUGCCUUUAUUCAUUAUAUCCUGGCUCUUGACUGUCAAUUCCUCUGUGAAAGCGAUCAGGAAUAGCGGACUUUUAACGUGUUCAUAUGUAAACAGGCCUGAUGGAGGACACACACCGUCAUGAGAAAAUGAGUGAAAAAACUGACUCACUGAAGAGAAAAGACAAAGAAUGUGUCACCUGCCCUCAGUGUGGAAAGAGUCUGGCACACAAACAGAGUCUCCAGCGUCACAUGAGGGUCCACACUGGAGAAAAACCAUUCACAUGUUCUCAGUGUGGGAAGAGUUUCAGUCAAUUAUCAAACCUUAAUAUUCACAUGAGGGUCCACACCGGAGAGAAACCAUUCACAUGUUCUCAGUGUGGGAAGAGUUUCGGAGUAUCAACAAACCUUAUUAAUCACAUGCUGAUCCACACUGGAGAGAAAACACACAAAUGUGAUCAGUGUGGAAAAACAUUUUUGAGGGCUUCAGAGCUGAAGAGCCACCUUAGAGUUCAUACACAGGAGAAGCUUUAUUCAUGCUCUGACUGUGGGAAGAGUUUCACACGGCAAGAAAGUUUAAGAAGUCAUCAGAAGAUCCACACCGGUGUGGGAGAGUAUAUGUGCUUUGAGUGUGAGAAGACCUUUAUUACGGCUGAAAAUUUGAAAAGACAUGAGAGAAUUCACACUGGAGAGAAACCUUACAUUUGUUCACUGUGCAAUAAGAGAUUCAGUCGGUUUGCAGAAAUGAAAAUACAUGCGAGGGUUCACACUGGGGAGAAACCGUACAAGUGUUCACACUGUGACAAGAGAUUCAGUUAUUUAGGAGAUCUGAGAAGACAUGAGAGGAUUCACACUGGAGAGAAACCUUACAUGUGUUCACACUGCGACAGGAGAUUCAGUGAUUUAGGAAAUCUGAGAAGACAUGAGAAGAUUCACUCUGGAGAGAAACCUUAAAGGGGUGGUCUACAGUGUUUUUUAAAGGUUUGAUUGUGUUUAAGGGGUGCAAAACAAUGUGUGUUUGUUAUUCAUUUGUAAAAAAUCAUGUUAUUUGUUCACAUAUCUUACCUUCAUUUUAUACAGCUACUGAACUAUCAUGAAAAUGACUACUAUAUUUCCUGGUUCCGUCUAUAACGCUCGCCCUCAUCGGGCUCUGAUUAGUCAGCUAACCUAAGUGAAGUUUAUUUAUAAACUAAUUUCGAGAGUAACACGUGCUUAUGAUUGAUCACUGCUGAUCCCGCAUAACCAGAGUUUCUUAUUUUAGUUAUCUUCGCCUAGAAGAAUCUCCCUUUCCACUCCUACACCUCCACCUUUCCCUUUCUAUGGUGGCCCAGUGGUUAGCACCAGGGGUGUCGCUAGACCUAAUUUUACCAGUGCCCCAGUCAAUGCUCUGAUAUAUGAUUUACUUCAUAUGCAAAGUGUACUCAUUAAGAGUGGUAACCCCGGAAUAAAGACGUUAUUCUCUAUGUGCACCGAACUACCGCUGGUAAAAGCAAUGUAGUUGAAUCAAAAAGCAAACUGACGCAUCUCUGCAUGUGCGCAGAAAACUAUACCCGGGUGCGGGUGCCUCACACACCGCUCCUGCUGGACCCUGCUUGAUGCGUUGCUCUUCUCCCGGUGCGAGUCCCGGUUGUUAACAUGCACGACGAAUAAAAUACUUGCUGCUCACGCGCCACUCAUGUGUUGUGAAAUUGACGACCUUUAAUGCGGAGGUGACGGCAUGCAGUGAGUUUUGCAAAUCUAAAUCAGCACUAUAGUCGAGCUCUUAUCCAGCAGCAUAUCUCUAUAUAGCAAUUUAUAAUCUGUCAUCAGCUCUAAAUAAGGGGGUGGG
Messenger RNA from Danio aesculapii, 1893 nucleotides. Its product is annotated as gastrula zinc finger protein XlCGF7.1-like. The transcript is spliced from 2 exons. The record is from RefSeq and is a predicted model, not a curated record. Gene Ontology annotation, molecular function: DNA-binding transcription factor activity, RNA polymerase II-specific; RNA polymerase II cis-regulatory region sequence-specific DNA binding. Gene Ontology annotation, cellular component: nucleus. Bases 189 to 1019 code for a protein of 276 amino acids. Gene Ontology annotation, biological process: central nervous system development; regulation of transcription by RNA polymerase II. NCBI's taxonomy places the organism in Eukaryota, Metazoa, Chordata, Actinopteri, Cypriniformes, Danionidae.